AUGUUCUUGGUGACUGUUACUCAUGAGCCAAAAAAAAUUGAAGAUUUUAUCCAUUUCAGUGCCGAAGCGAUUGAUUACAAUUCUGUUACUACUAAACCCGAUGUCAAAAUAGAUAUGACUGUUAUUUAUCCUCUUCAAUCCCCUAAGUUUAAAUAUUUGGGACAAUCGUGUUUGAAUAUUAAAUUACAAUCAAACUAUUUUAUAUCAGGCCUCAUUAGAAUUUUGAAAUCUGGCAAGAUAAUGAUCCAAGCUACUGACAUCGAUUAUUUAAAAACCUCUAUGAUCAAUGCUAACUUAUCUGAAAAUUCUUCAGUGGUGAUACCAAAUGCACCAUCCAUUAUUGAUAUUAUUGAUGAUGAUCUUGAUUCUGCUCAAGUACCAGAAAAACUUACUGCACCAAUCAAGACUUUUGUUACUAC
Molecule: messenger RNA, 419 nt
Organism: Racocetra fulgida
Lineage: Eukaryota; Fungi; Glomeromycota; Glomeromycetes; Diversisporales; Gigasporaceae
Source: the annotation of a GenBank genome assembly